Tremella mesenterica DSM 1558 is the source of this 2358-nucleotide messenger RNA. RefSeq lists its product as uncharacterized. Lineage: Eukaryota; Fungi; Basidiomycota; Tremellomycetes; Tremellales; Tremellaceae. The record is from RefSeq and is a predicted model, not a curated record. The coding region runs from base 1 to 2358 and encodes 785 amino acids. The transcript has 3 exons.
AUGUCUCAAACUUCCACUCGAGCACCUUCUAGGACACCUUCAUCAACACCUGUAUUCCCGGCAACUCAACACACCAGCAAUGCUACUGUCAACGGAGGACAUAAAACUUUAGCACAUCAUCAACAUACCACUCGAGCAGCUUACAAGUUAGCACACUUGUUCGAUUCGACUAAUAAAUAUGCGGUGUUUCAAACUACUGUGUGGAUACAUGAUAUGGGAAAUGUACCACAAAUGGACGGACAAUUUGCUGUUCGUUGGAAGUUUCGAGGCAAGAGGGCUAGGGGAUAUGAGGGUGUUACUCAAUCUCAUACCACUCCCACCCCCAAACCAUCACUUCCAAAUCUCAAACUGUCUCAACCAGGUCAAUCGGCUAGUUCACUAUCUGUCAAUUCAUUCUCCUCGACCGCAUCAUCUCCCAUUGCUCCCAUGUCCCGACCGGCAUACUCAUCCACCACACCUGCCUUAGGCUAUGGUCUUCCCGGAAGAGCCAGUACCACACCUCAAACUUUCACACCUGUCGGAGUUUUGCCGUCAUCUCGAGCUCCAUCCCGGAUUGCGGAGAAGAAAACAUCGGAUCCUACUCCUCUGCGACAGAGCACCAAGCCUGGGGGAAACCCCAUCAACCUUACAGAUUCCCCAAAAGAGAUCAAAUCUCCUAACAUGACAAGUCCUCUUGAUCCCAUCAAUCCAAGACUACGAAAAGCAAGUGAUGAGACUACCGCUAGUGGGAGAACGGUUGGUAGUGGGAGUAGUACCUCCACAUCCGGACCUAGUAGGCCUCCUUCUUCAUCAACAAGCGGUUCACUCUUACCUCCCAUUCACGCUUCUUCUCUUCCAGUUUCACAUCUACGUCCACCUUCUCUCAUGUCGGUCGGUUCAUCACAAUCUCAUCUCUCUGUCCCAUUCCCUCGCACGGUGAAUCGACCUCCAGUUCGUUCCGGUACCGUCCCAUCCACUUCAACAAUUGUCGAUCCUCUGCCAAACUCAUCAGAACCACUCAAUUCUAAUAUUCGGAAUGGGAUAUCCCGGACAUCAUCUCAUAACCCUCCAUCUCCUAUCAUCCCCAGUCCCACCACUUCUUUACGUCCUGAUCAAACUCGUCAACGAUCAACAUCAGGAGUAUCUGUUACCUCCUUUCGAUCCAUACACGCUCCUCUCCCCCGACCCAACUUUUCUACCGAGAGAAAAGGAGUAACACCUCCCGCUCAAGUCUCGGCUGUUGAUCAUUCAUGCACUUGGGAUUUCCAAUUACAACACCUACUUCGAUUACCUGUGGGAAAACUACCAGCUAAACCACCUAGCAAAGAUUCUUCCAGUUCAGCAUCGUUACGUCCACCAUUAUUGGGAUUCGGACCUCUGUCAGAUUCAGGCAUGCGAAUUGAAGUGGAACAAAUGUUGGUUUCUGGAGCUACAUCAUCUGCACCUGCUCAAGCGGCAGAUACGGAUAGCGUGGCCAGUGUGCUCGCUGCUGCUCAUCACGCCCAGAGACUCCCAGGUAACCCAAGUGAAGCGGGGAAGAGAGGUGAAAAAGAGAGUUAUGGUUGGGUAGAUAUCGAUUUGGCCAUGUUUGCUGGGAGGGGAAGAGUGACGAGAAGGUUUUUGUUACAGGGUAGGACGAAUGCUUUGGUCAAGUUGACUGUGGAAAUGAAAUUUAUGGGUGGUGAGGAGAAAUGGACGGCCCCACCACUUGGAGAAGGUCAACACGUAGCUGGACCCAACGAACUCCUCCCUUCCGAUCCACAUGAUCGUCAUGACCUUACAUUGAUACAUACAUGUCGAUCUGAUUCUUCCGAUUCUUCUCUUUUUUCCGGUCAAAAAACACCUUCACACACUUCACUGUCUUCUUCUCGUGAUAUGAAUUGUGAUCCUAUGAUCCUUCCUCCUCUUAACCAACGAUCAUCAGGAUAUAAAACAUAUGAUCAUCAUUUAAAACCUUCAUCUUCUUUUAAUUCUUCACCUCGUUUAAAUUCCCCUCAUCAUCAUCCACAACAUCAACAUCAACAUCAACAUCAUGUACAUGGACAUAGUAGGGAUUUAGCUCCUGAAACAGUUAUAGAAUCUAUUUUCAAUCCUUUCCCAGGUAAAGAAGAAGGACCUUUUUCUUAUCUCAUCAAUAAAGAUAUGACCGAGGAGAAAUUGGUUGAAGAACCUGGUGAAUUGGAAGGAAAGGAGAAUGGUUUAGUCAUGAUGAAUGGUGAUGUUGGAUUACUGGAUGGUGGGAAAGAAAGGGUUGGAAAGAUGGGUCAGAAAGAAAGGGAAGAAGAGAGAAAUAGACGAUUUGGGUUUAGGAGAAGGAUUAGAGAUAGGAAAGAUAGAGAAACGGGUAAUGAAAGAGCUCAUGUGGUCAUUGCUACUUGA